AUGACUAUCAUCAUAAUCUCUCUGCUCCUGCUUGUUUCUCUGGUGCCGCACCUGACCUUCACUGCUCGUGUGGGUAUAGUGAAUGGCAAGGAGGCAAAACCUCACUCUAGACCUUACAUGGUUUCUAUUCAAUUGAAUGAAAAACAUAUCUGUGGUGGAUUCCUCAUUACUGAAGAAUUUGUCUUGACUGCUGCACAUUGCAGGAAAAAAAAGGAAGAGCAGACAGUUGUGGUUGGUGCCCAUGAUUUAAGUAAAACCAGAACUUUAAAACGCUACGGAGUGAAGUUCUACAUCCCGCAUCCAGACUAUAGAACUAAUCGGAAUAACAUUAUGAUUUUGAAGAUAGAUAAAAAGGUCAAACUGAACAACAAGAUUAAACCGAUAUCAUUGCCAAGUGAUGGUAAACAUAUUAAAGCAGGUGCUGACUGUAGUGUUGCCGGCUGGGGAGAUUUGUGGAUGGAAGGCCCACUGAGUGACCGUCUAAUGGAAGCAAACGUGACUACAAAAAGUGACAAAUACUGCCAUGUUAAAUGGGGAUCUAAAUAUGUGGCCAAACAUAUGAUCUGUGUUUACGGCCAAGGUGGAUCCUGCAAAGGGGAUUCAGGAGGUCCUUUGGUUUGUGGAAACACUGCAGUUGGUGUCACAUCCUUUGGUGAUGCAAGGGUUUGCGAUAGUCCUGAACAACCAGAAGUUUAUACAAGGAUUUCAGCAUAUCGCCAUUGA
Messenger RNA from Danio rerio (zebrafish), 723 nucleotides. The record is from RefSeq and is a predicted model, not a curated record. NCBI's taxonomy places the organism in Eukaryota, Metazoa, Chordata, Actinopteri, Cypriniformes, Danionidae.